CGACACCGGUCCGAUUUUAUUCCUUCCGCCCACCGCCGAUUUCUCUCCUGCAAUGGCUUCCGGGCUGGUGAGGCUGGCCCUGCGGCCUCGGUGCCUCCUGGCUCCGGCGGCCCCCAUACUUGCCCCGCCAGUUCGGGGCGUGAAGAAGGGAUUCCGCGCUGCUUUACGCUUCCAGAAGGAGUUGGAGCGGUGGCGCCUGCUCCGGUGCCCGCCGCCGCCCGUGCGCCGUUCAGAGAAGCCCAACUGGGAUUACCAUGCUGAAAUACAAGCAUUUGGACAUCGGUUACAUGAAACCUUUUCCAUAGAUCUUCUCAAAACUGCAUUUGUUAAUAGCUGCUAUAUUAAAAGUGAGGAGGCCAAACGCCAAAAACUUGGGAUAGAGAAGGAAGCUGUUCUUCUGAAUCUUAAAGAUAAUCAAGAACUAUCUGAACAAGGGACAUCUUUUUCACAAACUUGCCUCACACAAUUUCUUGAAGAUGUGUAUCCAGACUUGCCCACCGAAGGCAUCAAAAGUCUUGUAGAUUUUCUCACUGGUGAGGAAGUAGUGUGUCAUGUGGCUAGGAACUUGGCUGUGGAGCAGUUAACACUGAGCGCAGAAUUUCCAGUUCCCCCACCUGUAUUACAGCAGACUUUCUUUGCAGUAAUUGGAGCCCUACUACAGAGCAGUGGACCUCAGAGGACUGCAAUUUUCAUCAGGGACUUCCUAAUUACUCAAUUGACUGGAAAAGAGCUCUUUGAGAUUUGGAAGAUAAUAAAUCCCAUGGGACUACUGGUAGAAGAGUUGAAGAAAAGGAAUAUUUCGCCUCCUGAACCUAGACUUACUAGGCAGUCUGGAACCACCACAGCUUUGCCAGUAUAUUUUGUUGGUUUAUACUGUGAUAAAAAGUUGAUUGCAGAAGGACCUGGGGAGACAGUAUUGGUUGCAGAAGAUGAAGCUGCUCGAGUGGCACUUAGGAAACUUUAUGGAUUCACUGAGAAUAGACGACCCUGGGAUUAUUCAAAGCCCAAAGAGAAUCUGAGAGCAGAGAAGUUCAUCACUGCCACCUAGCCAGUCAAGAGAUGUGGCAACCUGAAAUUUGUGAGCAAAACAAUGAGACAAAUGUCAAGAUGUUCAAUGCCAGACAUUUUUCAAAUUAUAAAGAACUAUGUCCCAUUCUCCGUACUGUGUACCUAAAAUUAAAGAAGCGUUAAUGAGGUCACAUUUUGAUUUGUCAAAAGAUAUUUUUUUUAACUUUUUUCCCUUAAAGUCCUUGAUUUUAUUACUGUACGUAGUUCGUACAGUUAGGUAUAUUUUAUUCCCCUCUAGCUUUGAGGUAUCAUAAUUUGAAUAUGUAUUUUACGUGUACUUUGCUGUAAUACCAAUAAAAUGUUAUUCUUUCUCUAAA
Messenger RNA from Choloepus didactylus (southern two-toed sloth), 1385 nucleotides. RefSeq names its product mitochondrial ribosomal protein L44 (gene MRPL44). Gene Ontology annotation, cellular component: nucleus. The record is from RefSeq and is a predicted model, not a curated record. Bases 53 to 1048 code for a protein of 331 amino acids. Gene Ontology annotation, biological process: regulation of gene expression; primary miRNA processing; rRNA processing. The transcript has 4 exons. Gene Ontology annotation, molecular function: double-stranded RNA binding; ribonuclease III activity. Lineage: Eukaryota; Metazoa; Chordata; Mammalia; Pilosa; Megalonychidae.